AUGGCCGAGGAUAUUCGCACACUGGUUGCGCAAUACUUUGAAUUGGUGGAUCCGGCACAAUUGGCCAUUCCACAUGGCAACGUUCUUGUGCGCAAUGCCACACAGGCAGCUCUUUAUGAGCGCAUGUUCCAUGAAUCCCUCACCCCACUGCCACCUGCUAGUUACCGAGCAAGGGUGCUGAAGCUGAUACUGGCGCGGAUCGAAGAGUCGAUCAGUGAUCCAGAUGAAGAUGAAAUCUUAGAUGACCUCAUAGAAUGCUGGGGCAACCUCGUCUCCCAGCCCAAACCGACCGCUCUCCAACAGGCCCAAGAACUUUCUCACAUUAAAUACACUACCCCGCUCCAGUCUCCACCGUCCCCUUCAGAGCGCGAGGUCAUUAUCAUCGAAUCUCGUGGCCUCAUUCUCUCCGGUGGCACCACCGGCAACCGCACCUGGGAAGCAGCGCUACAUCUCGGUUCAUUCCUUGCCUCACCUACCGGUGAAGCCCUCGUGCGCGGGCAGCGUGUGAUCGAACUUGGUGCGGGCACGGGCUUCCUGUCACUGCUCUGUGCCCGGCACCUCGGUGUGCAGGGCGUCGUCGCGACAGACCGAGAGCCCGUUCUAAUCGAGAACAUGCGCAACUGCAUAGACUUGAACCUUCAACCCAGCACCAACUCCUCCGCAUCCCUCCCCUUCUACCCUGCUAUCUGGGACUGGGGCACGCCGUUGGGUGUGACAGGGGAGCUCGCGCCGUUCGUAGAAAAUGGCGGACUGAGAUUUGAUAUUGCGCUUGGUGCUGACCUGAUCUACGAUGCCGACCUAGUCCCCCUGCUCAUCUCCACCGUGCGCGAUCUAUUCGAAAACUACCACGUCAAGCAAUUCAUCAUCGCCGCCACGCUUCGCAACGAGAACACAUUCCAGACUUUCCUCGACGCAUGUGGCACGGCCUCCUUCAACGUCGAACAGCUGCCCUUUGCGUCGACGCCGUCCAAAGACCAAACAGGCUUCUUCCACUCGACGCGCAUCCCCAUCCGCACAUACCGAAUCGAGCGCAAGACGUGA
Molecule: messenger RNA, 1041 nt
Organism: Penicillium macrosclerotiorum
Lineage: Eukaryota; Fungi; Ascomycota; Eurotiomycetes; Eurotiales; Aspergillaceae
Product: protein-lysine N-methyltransferase
Exons: 3
Coding region: 1-1041 (346 amino acids)
Source: RefSeq, a predicted model, not a curated record